Molecule: messenger RNA, 5213 nt
Organism: Vicia villosa (hairy vetch)
Lineage: Eukaryota; Viridiplantae; Streptophyta; Magnoliopsida; Fabales; Fabaceae
Exons: 5
Coding region: 354-5012 (1552 amino acids)
Source: RefSeq, a predicted model, not a curated record
GUUUACAAGUAGCGCUGAGAUCCGCCUUCUAGUUUCAUUCAUUCCCUCUCUCGGUUCUCUUUGUCCUCACCCUCCCCAUUCUCCCUCCUCCCGGCGAUUUUCUUCCCCCUUCUCCGGCCACACACUCUCCAGGAACCUUUUUUAUGAAAGCCUAAAUACAAAUCCAUCUCCGCAUCGUUGUUUUCAGGUUUUCGUCGUGGUUUAGGGAAGCGAGACUCUAGGCUGCUCGUUUCUGAGUUGAGGAAUUCUAGAUUUGGUGUGGCGUUGGUCUGAAUUGGCUUCUGUUUGGAUUCAGAGGCUGUGUUGUUUGUGCUGCCAGUGGAUACAGACUGUUUAGGUUAGGUUGAUUUUUCAUGUCGCUGGAACCGUUGGAUCGAAAGAGGAAGUACGAGAGCUCCGAGUCUCUAGGGACUGUGGGUAGAUGGAGAGGCUCUUCUUCUCAUCAUCACCACCACCGUCCUCAACAGUUCAAUCGGCCUGGCAAUUUUAGGAGAAUGGCAGGUCAUCGUAGGCAGGGUAGUUGGCAGCCAUUUACAGAAGAAUCUGGUCAAGAGCAUAUGCUUUCUCGACCUUGUGACAGAAAACUGGAGGAAGAUAACUUUCGCUCACGAGGGGAUGGAAAGUAUGGAAGGGUCUAUAAGGAAAGUAGAGGAGCCUUUAGUCCGAGAGAAUGGAAAGGGCGUCCGUGGGAAAGCCCGAGCAACUCUCUUAAUAUGUCCAGGAGGCAAACUGAUGCAUUUAAUGAACGCAAGUCAGUUGAUGAUAUGCCAACAUAUUCCCCUCAUCCCAAUUCUGGAUUAACUGCUUGGGAACAACACCACAUGAAAGACCAACAUGAUAAGAUGGGUGGUAUUAAUCGAUUUGGCGCAGGGCAGAGAUACGAUAGGGAUACUUCUCUGGGUACGGUUGACUGGAAGCCACUUAAAUGGACCCGGCCUGGAUCUGUACGAGACUCAAGCUUUAGCCAAUCAAGUGGCACAAGAAGCUUAGGAGGGUCUAAUUCGAAGGGAACCUAUGAAGGGAAGUAUGGGUUACAACAAAAAGUGGCAACUACUGUUGAGUCAAAUUCGAGGGAAACUGCUAUAUGUCGUACAUCUUCUGCUCCAUCUGAAGAGACAAAUUCGAAGAAGAAGCCUAGGCUAAAUUGGGGCGAAGGACUUGCAAAGUUUGAGAAGAAGCAUGUUGAGGGACCCGAGACAACUUCAAACAAAGAUGGACCUGUCUCACCCCCUUUUAAUAUGGAACCCAGUAAUUUCCUCUGCCCCAGCUUAGUCGAUAAAACGCCAAAAGUUUCAGAACUUUCAGGCUGUGCAUCUCAUGCAGCUCCAACAACUGCUGCCCGCAGCUCUUCACCAGGUGAAGAUGAUAAAUUGUUUGGAAAAGCUGCAAAUAUGGACAAUGAUGUCGGUAGUUUGAGUAGUUCACCUGGCCCGGAGUCUCAAAAUCAUCUGCAGAUGUUUUCUCUCAAUUUAGAGAAGGUGGAUAUUGAUUCAUUGACUAGUUUGGGCCCUUCACUAGUUGAGUUGCCACAGUCUGAAGAUCUGAGCUCUGUGGAUUAUAAUUCAUUAAGAUCCACUACAAUGGAUAAGUUGCUGACAUUGAAAGCCGGCAUUUCAAAGGUAUUAGAGGUGACUGAAACUGAAAUUGAUUCACUUGAAAAUGAACAUAGAUCUCUAAAAUCUGAAUCUGAGGGUAGAUUUCCAUGUUCAGCAGCAGUAGGCUCUCUGCUAUGUUACAAUGGAAAACCUUGCUCUGAUGACAAGGUUUCCUGUUUAGAGUCAUCGCCGAUUGUAUCUUCUGACGACCUUAUUGUGGAGAAGGUGCCUAUUACAGAGAAGAUGCCUCUUGCGACUAACUUUGUUAAUAUACGCGAUAAUUGCCUGGAAAUUGAUACUAACAGUGAUGGACCUGCAAAGUCUAAAGUUGUAGAGCCUCUGCCCAUAAAUAAUGCGGUUUCUUCAUGUGAUGUGAGGAGAUAUGGUUCUGGCUCUGAACACUUGGGUGGAGUUCAUUCUACAGCCAUGCAAUGCUUAAUUCCCUGUACUAAUAGGCAUGCUGCCAAUGUCUCUGUUUGCAGUGAUAGUAAUUCAUCUUUGGAGGUUAAUGAUGGUGUGGGUGCUAAGAGAAGUGCAAGCUCUUAUUCUAGAACUGAGGACAAUUUAUAUGAUAAAAUUAUUUCUUGCAAUAAAAAAUCUGCAAAAGCAGCACAUGAAGUAUUUGCUAAGUUAUUGCCUGAAAAAUGUCGCAAGAAUGGUAACAUUGGAGCUAGCACUGGUUCAUGCUCUCAGAAUGGCACAAUUAUUAUGGAAAAAAUUGCAGAGAAAAGACGAAUGGCAAGAGUGAAGGAGAGAGUUGCGACACUUAAGUAUACAGCCCUGCACCACUUGUGGAAAGAAGAUAUGCGCUUACUGUCUAUUAGGAAACAACGCCCAAAAUCUCACAAGAAACUUGAAGCCAGUUAUAAUAAUCAGAAGAAGCGGUCUUCUAUUUCUUUUCGUUUUCCUUUCCCAGCAGGAAACCAACAAAUGUUGGUUCCAACAUCUGAGUUGAUUAAGUAUACAAGCCAACUACUUUCAGAAUCCAAACACAAAAUUCACAGAAGCACGUUAAAGAUGCCAGCAUUAAUUUUGGAUCAAAAGGACAAAAUAAAUUCAACAUUUUCAUCUAGUAAUGGGCUGGUUGAAGAUCCAUUGGCUACUGAGAAAGAAAGAGCCAUGAUAAACCCUUGGACUUCAGAAGAGAGAGAUAUUUUCUUGAAGAAAUUUUCUGCCUUUGGAAAAGAUUUUCGGAAAAUAGCUACAUUCCUUGACCACAAGACGACGGCAGACUGUGUUGAGUUCUACUACAAAAAUCACAAGUCUGAUUGUUUUGAAAAAAUGAAGAAAAAAGAUGACGACAAGCUCAGGAAGUUUUAUAAAGCCAAAACUGACUUGAUGCCAAAUACUUCUCCACUUGAUAUCUUGAGUGCAGCUUCAGUGAUGGCACAUGACAUUGCAAGAAAUCGGAGAAUGCGUUCCGGGCGUGCUCUUUGGAGGGGAUAUAACAUGUCUAAUAGGCUGAAAAAUUUCGAAGUUCUUCGAGAUGAAAGAGAGACUGUUGCAGCUGAUGUGUUAACCAGUAUAUGUGGUUCUGUUUUAUCUGAGGCAACAAGUUCCUGCAUAACUAGUUCAGUCAAUCCUGUGAAAGGCAAAAGGGUCAGGAAGUGCGUGAAAGCAAAGCCUCUACGCAAACCACCUCCGACGCCAGAAAUUACUCAAACUAUUGAUCAUGAAACUUGUUCGGAUGAGAGCUGUGGUGAAGUUGAUCUUACUGAUUGGACAGAUGUGGAGAAGGCGGCCUUUCUUCAUGCUGUAUCAUCCUUUGGAAAGGAUUUUGCAAUGAUUGCACAGUGUGUCAGAACAAGAUCCCAAUACCAUUGCAAAGUCUUUUUUAGCAAGACUCAGAAACGUCUCAGAUUGAAUCUCUUGGGUCACAGACCUGAAAAUGUUGAAUCAUUAGGGGAUGAUGACGUGGAUGGUGGCAGGAGCGACACAGAUGCAUGCAAUGUAGAGACAGGUUCAGCCAAUGGCUCUGAUACUUCAGGCUCUAAAACUGGCGUGGACCAGCCUGCAGCUGAUACGAACAUGUAUCAUGAUGAAUCCAAUACUGUAGAUCAUGAAGAUGCAAAUAUGAUUUCUAAUGCAUGUGUUAUUGGGGGUGAGUCUAACCUGGACACUGAUGGUAAUGUAGGUGUCUUGUAUGAUUCUGAGAGGUCUGGCUCAGUGCGGGCUCAAGAUGAACCACGCGAAGGGGGAAUUGCAGGUACAAAAUUGGUGUCUGGUAUGGAGAUAAUUGAAUCAUGCUACCCUAUUUCUGUUGGUGAUGGUAGACUGGUUUCUGAUGUUUCUUCUGGCCAACAGGGAAAUGAAUUGGAGGGUUCAAGAAUACGUCUAGUUGAUAAAGAUGAAGCUGAUACAGGUGUUGAAGUUCAAUUGAACGAUACAAGCACUUUGGUGAAUACGUCACUAUCAUCUGCUGAAGUUUCUUAUUCAAGAUCGACUGUUGAUGCUGGAAAUGAGCCCCAACCACGCCUUGAAAAUCCUCCAUUCUCAGGACCAUCAGAGGGUCCUCUUACAAAUGCAAAUCUUGGCUACCAGCUUUGUAAUCCUGGUAAUUUGUUGGACCAUGUUGAGGCUGCCAGAGUUCAUCAGUGCUGUAAUAUGCAAGUGCAUUCUGAGAAGGAACUGAAUGUGAAUAUGAGCUGCAGCAGUUCAGCAACGGAAGAAGCACCGAAAAAUGAUGUGAAAAUAUUCGGGAAGAUCUUGACCAUUCCCUCAUCCACCCAGAAGCUUAAUUUAAGUGUAAAGGGAAAUGAUGAAAAUGGUACACAUCACCCGAAUUCAAACACUGCCUCUUCUAGUCUGAAAUCAGCCUGCCAUGCUAGUGCUGGUGAAAAAAUCCCGGUUCUGGAGGUUGAUCUUAAUGACUGCCAGGUCAUUGAAACUGUUCCCAUUGUAAGUUAUAUCAAUGGGAUCAAAGUUCAGCCUGGUUUCUCACCACUCCCUGAUUCUGCUUUUUUGCUUGCUAAGUAUCCUGCUGCAUUUGGUAGUUAUUCAACAUCUGCCAUAUUAGCGCAAGAGUCACCGCAGGCAUUGGCCAAGAAUGAUAGCCAGCACCUGGGCAAAGCACCUGCAUUUACAUCUGGAGAAGUAAAUGGAAGCAAUGGCGUGAUUGGUUAUCAAAUAUUCAGAGAACGGGAAGAUCUGCAUAUGCAUCCAUUCAUGGAAAAUGACCUGCAAAAAAGUAAUGAUUUUGAAGCAAUUUCAAGUUUGCAGCAGCAGGUCGCAGAAAUGGUGGAAACUGGUGCUGUUGGGAAGCCAGGGAUUCUUGUUGGAGAAUCCAAGAGUGUUAUCUCUGAUCCUGUGGCAGCCAUUAAAAUGCAGCCUUCCUUUGCUAACCAGUUUGUUGGCCAAUCCGGGAGAGUGAUGAAAGAGGCGGAGUCUUUGACUGGGAAAGAAGACCUCGAUAGUUAAGACAUGUUCAGUCCCAACAGGGCAUUGUAUUAUAGCUUCUCUUAAGCAUGAUUUAUUUAAGCAAUGUAAUAGGUGUUUAAGAUAAUAAUUUUAAUAUGGCAGCAGCCAUGUUGUUGUUGUAUUUUUAUAGGAAUUCUUAAAUAAUUUCUGAAAAUAUUUAUGGGCAAUUGCCAUUUUGGUGGGCCCUUUAACCCAUCACUA